Onthophagus taurus is the source of this 1293-nucleotide messenger RNA. RefSeq lists its product as uncharacterized. Gene Ontology annotation, molecular function: peptidyl-prolyl cis-trans isomerase activity; cyclosporin A binding. NCBI's taxonomy places the organism in Eukaryota, Metazoa, Arthropoda, Insecta, Coleoptera, Scarabaeidae. The record is from RefSeq and is a predicted model, not a curated record. Gene Ontology annotation, biological process: protein peptidyl-prolyl isomerization; protein folding. Gene Ontology annotation, cellular component: cytoplasm.
GGAAAUAAAAUAAUUAUUGACAUUAUAGACAUUUCGAAUUAAUCAUUUUAUUAAUCAUUUAAUUUGCGUUUACCGUUAUUCUUUUACAAUGUCAAUAAUAAUACUUUAAUUACAUUUUAUUUUAAUUUUCCUCAACAAGCAGAAAUGGAUCUUCCACCACUAAAAAAACCAAAGGUUUUUAAACUCGCAAAAAUGCCGAGAUUUUUACCUGGCGAAGUUCCCGAUAAUGAAAUGAUACGUGAUCUUAAAACCUUUAACCAACACAGACAUCGAUGCUUUUUUUGUGAAUCUGUCGUCGAUAAUAAACCACCGCCAAUGAACCCAAAUAAAUAUAUAAGAGUGAGCAGAAUUAGGGCUGAUGCUGCAAGACUGGAACAAAUCAAUGUAGAGAAUAAAGCGUUGGUUCGAAAAAUUAAUAUUAUAAAUCGAAUGGGCGGAAAACUUGAUACAUUCAAUCCGUUAGCUUAUGCACAAUGCUCGAGAUGGGGUGCUCAUGUAACAAACAUGCAUUACAUUGCAACAGAAAACAAAAAAAUUUACAAAAGAUUAUCAUCCGUUGAAUCCAAUUAUCCAAAUUCAGAUCUCGAAAAAGAAUGGCAAAAUAACCUUAAUAAAUUAAAACAUAUGGCCCGAUACACUUUACAAAUGUUUAUUACAAAGACUUUAGAUCAAACUAUAAAUGCAAUGCCUUCUAUAAGUAAUUUACAAUUAUUCGGGAUAAAACCAAAGAAGAAAAAGCGACCUCAUUGUUUCAUCGAUUUUAGAAUCAAAGACGGUAUUCCAAUGGGUAGAAUAAUCAUAGAACUUUAUAACGAUGUUUGUCCGAGAACUUGUGAAAACUUUAUAAGUAUUUGCAAUGGAAACAAAGGGCUUCACUACAAAUGUUGCAAAGUUUACAACGUCGUAAAGGGACAAUACUUCGAAACCGGAGAUGUUACACUAAAUAACGGCAGAGGAGGUUGUAGUAUUUACGGGUUUCGUUUUCCCGAGGAGACACACCUUUUAAGUCAUACAAAACCAGGUGUUGUUUCGAUGGUUCCCAUUGAAAGAACUUUCAACGAUUCGAGAUUUUCGAUAACAUUCGAAGCCCAGGAUCAUUUAGAUCGGAAAAGAGUGGUUUUCGGAAAAGUUGUUCAAGGAAUGAAAACGAUUUAUCACAUUCAAGAUCUUGGAAGGAAAGUUGGGGCUCCUAUCGUACCUAUUAUAAUCGCUGCAUGUGGUAAUAUCAAACGUAAGAGACGUAAAUGAUAUGUUUUUCAUUGUGUGUUUUUAAAAAUAAAAUAAUUAGGAAUA